This is a messenger RNA of Xiphias gladius (swordfish), 4086 nucleotides long. RefSeq lists its product as uncharacterized. Lineage: Eukaryota; Metazoa; Chordata; Actinopteri; Istiophoriformes; Xiphiidae. The transcript is spliced from 15 exons. The coding region runs from base 213 to 2390 and encodes 725 amino acids. The record is from RefSeq and is a predicted model, not a curated record.
UACGUGACGGACGUAAACAAAUUCGCUUUUACUGUGCCUACUGUAAAUUCACACGGUGUCCUUGAAUUUAGUUAUUUGGCAAAAAAAAAAUGUUACGCAGGAAAAUAUAUUGUUGGAAGUAACAUUAAUCACUAAUUGCUUUUACACAAGUGGUUAAAGAGUGGCGCGCUAAAGGGUAGUGGUUGUUCCUCGCGCAUCUUACAUAUUUUAAGAUGACAGCCUUAUCUAGGUUACAGUCGUUGAAUAUGAAUUGGGUUGGGGGUUCAAGGAAUCGGUUAGUGAUGAAGAAUGACGCAAGAAAGCAGAGGGAGUUCUUUGAAAAGAGAAAAGUACAACAGAAAUUGAAAAACUUGGGAAUAGCUCAGCCAGCAUACACAGGAGGCACUGGUUCUCGUAGUAUGGACCUGGUGACGUUGUUUAUUGUCAACCAGAUUUCUGCCAAAAAAGAAAAUAAAGUAACAGUUCUCAGCAGUGGUAAGGCAGAAUCCAUUAAGCAAAAUAAGCCCCUGGAACUCCCAAUGAGCCCCUAUUCUCCUACACAGCUGAGUCUUGUUGAGAGCCAGCCGCAGUACAGGUACAGUGUUCCAGGAACGAGAAAGAGAAGGCAAGUUAUUUCACAAGGGUUCAAGUGUCGGCAGUUGUCACCAGUGCUGGAGUCGACUUUCUCAGAUAACAGUGCGUCUGACUACCUGUCGCCCAUACACAACACACACAGCCCCUUCUCCUCGACUUUAUCAGCCUCUUCAGUCCAAGGAAUAUUCCCCCCGAAGCUGAAACAUCAGCAGAGAAGUCAGACGCAGACACAGCUACCUCCUCACUGCUCCCCUCCACCCUGGAACACCUCAGCGCUGGAGCAGAUCAAGUUUCAGCCUUUCUCCCAGCCCAGAGGUAUGACAGACUGUUUGCCCUGGACCUGUGCAUCAAACCCAUCCCUUUACAAACUGGAGACGCCCACAGCGGCCAAAAUCCUGUUCGGAAGUCCAGAACCAGAUAAAACAGAGGUAAGAGACUGUGCAAGACAUGAGGUCAGCUACUCUAUUAACCAACCAGAGGACAAGGAGCCCCUGUUGGACUUCACGCUUAACCAGUCAGAAACUGAGCAGCAGUUUGAGGAGGACGUCUUUAGGGGCUUCAGUAAUGAGGAAUAUGAAAGAGAAGGUGAAUACUGCUUGAAACCUUUAAACAAUCACAAUGAGUAUUUUGUCCUCAUGUUAACAUUAAAUUUAAUUUUAGCUUCUCACAUGAGUGCAAAAUCAGAGAUAUAUCUAAAAGAUGGACCACCAGUCAAAUCUUCAACACCACAAACUGUCGUUGACUCACAAUGCAUGGGAAUGAAGCUCUCCAACUGCAAUGACAUAAACUUUUCAUGCCCUGGACACAACACUGGCCCCAUGAAUGGCUGUGGAUAUUUGCCAAGUUACUCGUGUAGAGGAGGUUACCUCAGUUCAGACUCAAAUGAUGAUGAAGAAUACUGCCAGCCAUGUCUCCAGUCUUCUGCUUCUUCAUAUAUGGAACAAGGUUGUUGUGCAGAUACCCCAAACCAGGGCUCACAUCAGAAACCAAAACAAAGACACUCCCAGCCCAGGCCUCUCACCCCACCCAUAAAACCCAAAAUUAACUUAAGGGUCGAUCAGGAAGUUAUGGAGAAUGUUGCUUGCUGGGAUAAAGCCUUAGGAAGUAAUGGCCAACAGAGAGGAAGCAGCACAGUACAGUUUGCAUCUCCUCACCCUCUGGCUCAAUCUCAAAGCUCAGAGCUUUGCAAAUGCAAAAAUACAUCUAGUGAAACUCGAGAUGAAGGAACUCAAACUGUCGACAUCCCGUCAGUUGAGACAUGUCAUGCCUGGACUCAGUGCAGCUGUAUUGCAGACAGUGCGUCCAAUGCCCCUGGGUUUAACUUGUACCUACCACCUGUUGACAUGUCAGUACAACAUCCAGCCACAGGGAGGCAGACAGAUACUGCUGCAGAGCCAAACACACGCACAUCUUCACCAGGCAACUCAAGGAGUGUAGGGAAGCACACGCCCUGGAACAAGCAGAAAUCCAAGGCUGGUUCCCUGACAGGCAGCAGCAUUAUAAAGAAAUUCACUGCUAACAGCAGUGAUGGCAAAAUAGUCCUACAAAGACCCAUAAACUGCUUUCUAGAUGCUCUGAGCAUGACUGAUGGCAGAGGGAGGGAGAAUGAAGAAGGCAGAGAUGAGAUAGAGCAACACGACAAUGGCCCUCUGAUGAAAGACCUCUCAGAUAAUGUAAGGCAGGAGGUGACAUCUGCAACCAGAAUUAACAGAUCCUCAGAAGAGGCUGAAACACUGAAGGAAAUAGCUGACAUAUUGCUCCUGCUCAAGCAGAGGAAGAGGAGGGAUGAUAAGGAUGGACAGAAGGAAGGUAGAUAGAUGGAGGCAGCAGGAAAUAAAAAACAUGCCUGUUCUGUGCGUGUUUUUUAAAUUAGAAUCUAUGAUAGAGACAGUGAAAUAAAACCCCAAAGCAUUACUCUGAUUCAUAAGUUUAUUUCUUUCCCCAUAUACAUAUUCAAGUGUUUAGAUUUCAUUAAGAUAUUUAAUUUUAUAUUUUAGAAUAUAAACUCUAGCAAAACAUUUACAGCUUGAACAAUAGUCAAAUAAACUUAGAAACAUAGAAAAAAAUUGCAACCAUUGCACAAUGAGUACACAUUAAAUGUCCCCACUGUGGUAGAGAACAGUGUUAAUACAACUGGAUGUUAGGGCUGGAUGCCUCACUGAUGAGGUGCAGCCUGAAACAAUCACAUUAAAUAUUUGGUUGACACAAGUUUUCAUCACACAAUCUGUGUUAUGGAUGGCUUAAUCUGUGUGUAUUUAAUCUGUAAUAAUACUCUUGGUACAAAACUAGCUUGUGUGGUUUUAAGACAAUACCGUAACAUUUUGUAUCAUGGUUGGUUAUUUUUCUUCACUUUUAAGCCCAUAGGAACUAGUCUCCAUUAGUUGAAAAGGUUAACGAGCCAAUUUUAGGAAGGACUGAUGCAAAGUUUUGACCCACAAAGUAGAAAAACUGGUCUGAAUCAAUCACCUUUGUCUGAUAACUGGAAAAAACAGGAUAUGCAGGAUGUUUCUCAUUAGUUAUUAAAAGAAACUAUUUAAGAUGUUGGGUUCCUUUACCCACUUGGCCUAAAGGACCAUACACCAGAUAUUUUGCAUGUUUUAGCCCCAUAACUACAAAUCAAAGGUACUUUACACUAUUACUGAUCAUCUUCAAAAGCAUGUGCCAGAUUUUUAAGUUGACCUUUUAUAGUUUUUUGCUGAGGUUGUAUUGUUUAAAUGUUCACUACGAUUUUAUACAUAUUUCAAGCAAGUUUAAAGUCUCUGCAAGUUGAUUUUCAUUGUUUAUUGAAAUGAAUGAAACACACCAAAGGCUUGUAAGGUAGGCAAUCAGUCAAAAACGUAUGGCAUGCUUUGGAAACUGAUUAGCAGAUAUAAACUAUGAUGAUUUGUAAAUAAAAUACUGAAUAUGGUCCUGUAAAAUAGUUUUUGGGAAAUCGCUGUUUAUGUUUUAUAAGUUUGUAUGAAGGACAGUAAUAGGGUUUCCAUGUGUAGCUGAUAGUAUGCUAUGUUAUUACUGUCUUGCCAUUUAUUAGAGGAAUAUGGUACUAGUUUCUUUUAUACUGAUCCACCAUUCCCAUAGGCAUCCAUAUGUGAAUGUGACACCUUGAAGAUACUAUUCAAUUUUGAUGGGUCACUUAAAAUGUCACUACAUUGUGCAAAAUUAUGGACUGUCCUUGAUCUGCCAUGACAACCCUGUUCAUUGAACAUAGUAACGGCACAGUCUGUUAGCUUUAUUUACCGUUGUGUUUUGUCACAUUAAGUUACUCCACUGUUAACUUUCAAACUGUUUUUGAUACGCUGAAACCUAUGUGUGUAUUUGACUAACAAGCUGUAACCUAAAACAGUUUUACUUUACAAAACAACACUGGCACAUUACACUGAAUCCUACUCCUUGAUUUUUGACACUAGAACCACAUAAAUGAUAUGCUCUGCUAUUUGUACAUAGGGCUAUGGAGGAAGAUAAAAAUCUAAAUACAUAAAAUUAUAGUAAAAAAAUAAUAUUCCAUCACAGGUG